This is a messenger RNA of Scomber scombrus (Atlantic mackerel), 3204 nucleotides long. RefSeq names its product cadherin-18-like. The record is from RefSeq and is a predicted model, not a curated record. Lineage: Eukaryota; Metazoa; Chordata; Actinopteri; Scombriformes; Scombridae. Bases 1 to 3204 code for a protein of 1067 amino acids. The transcript has 11 exons. Gene Ontology annotation, biological process: homophilic cell-cell adhesion; cell morphogenesis; cell-cell junction assembly. Gene Ontology annotation, molecular function: calcium ion binding; cadherin binding. Gene Ontology annotation, cellular component: plasma membrane; adherens junction; catenin complex.
AUGAGAGUUCCAGCCGGCGUGGCUGCAGUUUCCCGUCUUUGUCCUCUGGUGGUCUUCCUAUGUGUUGUCUCCCAGAGUUGUUAUGGGACCCGGCCCGAUCUGAGCCCUCACGCCAACCCUAACCCCAGCCUGUACCCCAACCCAAGGCUCAAGUCACUGCCUGAACCAACCCUGAUUCCAAGCUCCAGUCCUGACAUGCCUAUGUCUCAGCUCAAGCCCAGCCAGCUCUUGGGCUCUGGUCAGAACCCCUGGAGCAAGCCUCAGUUAAAGCCUAGGCUUGACACCAUGUCCCAUCUAACUGACAACCACAGGUCCAACAUAAAUGUCCCAUCAGCAAUCUCCCAGGCCACAUCAAGCUCAAACACCAGUCUCAGCCUACAACCUCUAACCAAACAAGGCUCUAAUCCAAGGCAAGGGUUGGCAUUUAAAUCAAAUUCUAAUCACCCCAAAACUAAUCCAAAACCAAGGUUUGGAUCAUUGUCACGGCCAAAGACCAAGGCACUCCCCAACUCCAAGACAGCAAAUGGGCCAAAAACAGAUUCCGAGUCUGUUCACCUGUCCAACACUAGAUUGUCUCCAAUAUUCAGUUCUGACUUAUGGUCCAACUCAUCUGGCUCUAGUGGCAGCCCAGCUUCCCUAUCCAAUCCUAAAUCUUAUCCCAGACCCCAACCUUCCUCACAAACAAAUCUAAAUGCCAGAUCUGAUUCCAAGAUCUCCGACUCAAACUCCAAAACACCCAUCAGAGCACAGAGGAACCAAACCAAGUUGCUGGACACAGACAAGGAUUUCCACCAGCGGCCCAAAAGAGGCUGGAUCUGGAACCAAUUCUUUGUUCUUGAAGAACACAUUGGACCUGAACCUCAGUACGUCGGAAAGCUCCACUCCAAAUCUGACAAGGGCGACGGCUCUGUGCGCUACAUCCUGUCUGGAGAGGGGGCCGGCUCUAUCUUCGUCAUUGACGAAACAACUGGUGACAUCCACGCGUCCAAGAGCCUGGACCGUGAAAGGAAGGCCCAGUAUGUUCUACACGCAAGGGCCAUUGACCGGUGGACAAACCGCUCUCUAGAGGCAGAGUCAGAGUUCAUCAUCAAGGUCCAGGAUGUCAAUGACAACGCUCCAACCUUCCCAGAUGGACCAUUCUCAGCCUCUGUGCCUGAGAUGUCUGAUGUUGGAACAUCAGUUUUCAAGGUAACAGCCUCGGAUGCAGAUGACCCAACAUACGGGAACAGCGCCAAGAUAGUCUACAGCGUCCUGGAGGGACAGCCCUAUUUCUCUGUUGACCCAAAGACAGGUGUCAUCCGUACAGCGUCGUCCAGCAUGGACCGUGAGACCAGGGACCGCUAUGCUGUGGUGAUCCAAGCCAAAGACAUGGCAGGAUCAGUGGGAGGACUGUCUGGAUCCACGACUGUCAACAUCACUCUCACUGACGUCAAUGACAACCCUCCAAAGUUUCCACAGAAGAGCUACCAGCUGUACGUACCGGAGCUGGCUCCAGUGGGGAAGGCAGUGGGUCGGAUCAGAGCCAACGAUGAAGAUGAAGGGCAGAACGCUGAGAUGACCUACAGCAUCACCAACGCUGAGGCAGCUGCCGUCUUCACCAUCACCACUGAUACUGACCACAGGGAAGGAAUUAUUUCCCUCAAGCAGCCUCUGAACUACGAGAAGAAAAAAGUUCACACGCUAAAUAUUGAAGGCGCCAACACCCACCCAGACUCCCGCUUCUCUCACCUGGGGCCAUUUAAGGAUUCCACAUCACUGCGGGUCAUUGUGGGUGAUGUGGAUGAACCGCCGGUCUUCUCCAUGGAUUACUACAUCAUGGAUAUCUAUGAAAACUCCCCUCCUGGCACCCAGGUUGGCACUGUAACUGCUGUGGAUCCGGAUAGCACCAACAGCGCUGUCAGGUACUUCAUAGAAAAUGAAGAGGGGAGAUCUUUGCAUUUCACCAUCGGGGUGAACAGCGGCAUCAUCAGGACUACCCAGGUUCUGGACCGGGAGGAGACGGCGUGGCAUAACAUCACUGUGAUGGCUGCAGAGGUUGAUAACCCACGUAUGGUGAGUCACAUCCCAGUCACCAUCCAGGUCCUGGACGUCAAUGACAACAUUCCAUCUAUCUCUGGGGGAAACAAUGCCGUCAUAGUGUGUGAGAGCGCCAAAAAUGGACAGGUGAUUCAGACCAUCCGAGCCGCGGAUCUGGACAACUUUGCAAAUGGAAAGUUUUCCUUCUAUGUGCCUCCUGAGCAUCAGAUGAAUCCAAAUUUUACCGUGAAGGACAAUGGAGACAACACUGCCAGCAUCGUAUCUCGUCGGCGUGAUGGCUUUAGCCAGGACAGAGACCAGGAGUUCUUCAGCCUGGUGCUGGUGGUGGCUGAUGGUGGGGAGCCUCCUCUCAGCAGCACCACCACACUUUCCUUAAGGGUGUGUGUCUGCCAGAGGAACACCAGGGGGCGCAACAGCAACAACGUGUGUCAGGCGCAGGCUUUCCUGUCUUCAGCUGGCCUCAGCACCGGAGCUUUUGUGGCCAUACUGCUGUGUAUUGUCAUAUUAUUAGCCAUAGUGAUGCUGUUCACCCAGCUACGAAAUAAGAAGGCCAGCAAAGAGCCCUUGAUUCUUUCUGAAGAGGACAUCAGAGAAAAUGUGGUGACCUAUGAUGACGAAGGAGGCGGGGAGGAGGACACAGAGGCCUUCGAUAUCACUGCACUUCGAAACCCUAAAGCCUCUGAGUCUCGCAGGAAGUUCCACUCCUACCUCGACCGUGGAUCGGGCCUGUACAGAGACGAGGACGAGGUCGAGGACGAUGACGAGAGGAUUGUGGUAGUGAGGAGGAGGAAAGCACAGGAGAUGGAGUAUGGAAACUACAGCCCGAUGUCAGAACCCGCCUGGUUUGUCAUUAACUGUGUUCCUCGAGAGAUCAGCCAGUCAGCACCUUCGCUUCUGCUGGAUGGACAUGACAUCAUUCAACAGAUCAUUCAGCGGAAGGUGGCUGAGGCGGACUUAGACACAAGGGGCCCGCCGUAUGACUCACUUCAAACAUAUGCCUAUGAAGGACGCGGGUCCUUGGCAGGGUCAGUCAGCUCUUUGGGCCUGACUGCUGCAGUGCCAGACCUAAACUAUGUUGAUCUGGAAGACUGGGAGCCAGAGAGGCAAACUCUGGAACAAAUUAGUGGAGAGCAGCUGGCUACAGACCAAGAUAACUCUGACUCCUAA